This is a messenger RNA of Paramecium pentaurelia, 1369 nucleotides long. NCBI's taxonomy places the organism in Eukaryota, Ciliophora, Oligohymenophorea, Peniculida, Parameciidae. The record is from the annotation of a GenBank genome assembly.
AUGGGAAACAAAUAAUCUUAGGAAUCUUUAUCAAGUUCGAAAUCAGAUAUUAAACUUUUUGAUGUUAAGAAAUGUAUUAGUAUACAAAGAGACCCUGUUACCAGGAAGUUGAUUGGGGUUCCAAAAGAAUGGGCCUCUCAUCUUGAUGCUGAUCAAAAAUAUAUAGUAGAGACAAAUAAACUACCUGAAGAAGUGAGAACUCAUGAAUUACCAGACUGUAUAUUAGAAAUCCAGAAUUCUAUUUACAACUAAAAGAAUUUGUAAAAAGAGUUAAAAAUUGACACAAAUGCAGAUUUAUGUUUGACAGGUCUUAAUGUAGAAAUAGAAAAAGAAAUUUAUAAUAGUGGUGUAAGCAGGAAUGAAAUUGAAAAUGACACUAUGAAUUUUAUCUCUAUACUUGAAAUAUAUGAUGGAAAAGAAUUAUAAUUUAAAUAAAACUUUAAUGAGGUGACGUAAAUUGAAUUUUUGAUUUAAAAUCCUGCUGAAAAAUAUAUAUUUAUUGAACAAAUAGAAAAAGGGGUAAAUUGUAAACUAUAUAAAAUUAUUGAUAGACAAUUAAAUAAGGGUUUUGUUGCUAAAGUAUUUAAAUUUCAUGAAAAUUUUAAUUGUUAUAGAUUGAAAAGAGAAAUAUCUUUUAUUCAAAACAUAGAUUGUCCUUGUAUUGUGAAAUAUAAUGAGACAUAUCUUUAUAGUGGAUGUUUGUAAGAAAUAAUUAUAAUGUUUAGUUUCAUAAUAUAGGAAUAUAUGAAUUUUGGUAACCUCAGAAAAUUAAUUAGACUUUUUGAUAAGAAAAUAGAUGAGUCAAUAAUUGGAUAUAUACUUUAUUAAAUAAUGUUAGGAUUAAAGUAUUUGCAUUCUAUAGGCAAGAUUCAUAAACACUUAAAUUCUAAGAAAGUCUUAAUCAAUGAAAUAGGAGAAAUCAAAUUAUUAAUUAUGGAUUACAAAAUUGAAUAUAAAAAAGAUAAAGAUCCAUUUUGGAUUGCUCCAGAAACAUUAGAGAAAUAAAUAAUAGAAGAGAUUUCUGACAUUUGGUGUUUAGGAAUAAUAGCUUAUGAACUCUCAGAAAGAGAUCCUCCAUAUUUUAAUUAACAUCCUAUUAGAGUCAUGUAUAAUAUAAUAAAUCUACCAUCCCCAAAGAUUAGUAAAUAAAGAAGUAAUAUUUUUUAAGAUUUCAUUCAAUUAUGUUUGAUAAAAGUAAUAAUGUUUAUUAAUUUAGAAUUAUGAAAAAAGAACUUCAUUAAGAUAAUUGAUGAAACAUGAGUUUAUUAUUUAAAAUAAAGAUACCGGUUAAUAAGGAUUAAUUUAAUUAAUGAAAAAAAUGAAUUUAAAUUAAAAAUCUAAAUUAAAAAAAAGCACUAGUUUAAAAUGA